Malurus melanocephalus (red-backed fairy wren) is the source of this 2734-nucleotide messenger RNA. RefSeq names its product ubiquitin like 3 (gene UBL3). The coding region runs from base 677 to 1030 and encodes 117 amino acids. The record is from RefSeq and is a predicted model, not a curated record. NCBI's taxonomy places the organism in Eukaryota, Metazoa, Chordata, Aves, Passeriformes, Maluridae. Gene Ontology annotation, molecular function: protein binding. The transcript has 6 exons.
GAGCGGGGGCGGCGGAGGCGGUGGCGGAGGGUCCGUGUCUCCCCUGCCGCGUCCCCUCGCUCGGCUCGGCGGGCGCCAUGUUGGCUUGAGCCGAAGAUGACAGGGGGCGGCUGCGGGCGAGGAUCGCGCUGAAGGAGCGGCACCUCCGGCACGCAGCGCGGCUCUCGGAGGGUGGCCAGAGCCGCCGGCGGACGAAGCGGGGGAGGGAGGGCGGGCAGCGGAGACGGCGGCGGCGAUGCGAGCGGAGAGCUGAGGCUGCGGGAGGCGGCCGCCGUCGAACGCCCCCCGGCCCCCGCCGAGCGCCCGGGGGAGGGCUCUCGCCUCCGGCCGCCCUCCCUCCCUCCCUYCCCGGCUUGCGUCCCCGCCGGGCGCUGUCGGAAGCCGCGCACCGCCUAGGGGGGGCUGCAGCCCGGCGUCCUCCCCAGCGGCCCCGGGCCCACCCCGGCCCUCCCGCCUCCCUGCUCUGCCGCCCAGGGCAGGAGCCAGGUCUUGCCUGUGCACCCGGGUCGCCUGCGCCGACUGAGGAGGGAACGUGGAAGCUGCUGCCUCCGAUACUGACACCGGUUUUGCUUCUUGAAGAUCUCCGGCAGGCUGUUCUUGGUGCUGCUGUUUUUUUUUGUUUUUGUUGGUUUUUUGUUUUUAAAGUUGAUUCUAAGCCAUUUAGGGUAACAUCAAAAUGUCCAGCAGCGUUCCAGCUGAUAUGAUAAAUUUGCGCCUCAUCUUGGUAAGCGGGAAAACAAAAGAGUUCCUAUUUUCACCAAAUGACUCUGCUGCAGAUAUUGCAAAACAUGUGUAUGACAACUGGCCAAUGGAUUGGGAAGAAGAGCAAGUCAGCAGUCCAAAUAUCUUGCGGCUUAUUUAUCAAGGGAGGUUUCUUCAUGGCAAUGUGACAUUAGGAGCAUUAAAACUUCCUUUUGGCAAAACAACAGUGAUGCAUUUGGUGGCUAGAGAGACACUGCCAGAACCAAACUCUCAAGGUCAAAGGAACCGUGAAAAAACUGGAGAAAGCAAUUGCUGUGUAAUCCUGUAAACGCUGUUAGCUUUAUCUGCUAAGUGUGAUGUAAUAUAGUCUUUGUCUUUCAUGCUGCUGGAAUAGAAGAGAGGCCCUACCUUGCUUCAAACACCUGUAGGAAGAGCCUGUCUGUAAAUCCAUGGAACUGAAAUAAUUACACGAACACUGUCUUCAUUAGUUUCGGGGUUUUUUUCCAAAGUGAAAUGAACACUUUAAUUGUUUAUAUUUUUUAAUUCCUCCUUUUUGUUUGUUGAAUAAUCUUACAGUACAUCACUUUUUGAAAGAAUUCAGUCUCCAGAAAGGUUUGUGUUCUUUUCCAUAGCAGGAAUCUUUUCGCUACCACAAAAAUCUGCAUUAACCAGUCAAGCUUUCUAGAUGCAAUUUGCACUAAAUAUGGUUGACAGUAUACUUCUCAUCAACAAUCUCUAACAAUAUUUGAGACAUCUAGUAAUAACCCACAAUGUAUAAUGCAACACUGGAAAAUAGUAUAUUAAUAAUUAAAACAAUUCUCAUGGCCAAAUCAAAGGAAAAACUGUUAAGUCAAUUCUACCUGAGUCAACCUUGGUGGCCAAACUGGCACAGAAUACUAACUAAACCAAGUCUAACUAUAUAUAUUUUCACUGCAACAGAGAAAAAAUACUAUGUGCCUGUAAUUUAAAAGCACUCUCUAGAGGGCUGAUGAAACUGAUUUUUUUGUUAAUGUGUGCACUCUGAUCUCGUGUGUAAGUUGAGUGCUUAUUCAGAGAGCACAAAAAAGUGCAGAGAGUGCAUUUCCUAGCCUUAAUGUGGGAGGGGUAGUUUCCUGUAGUUCAUAGGCUUUUAUUAUUGUGCAUAAAUGUUAGAAAACAUCAUUUACUAAUCAAUUUUAUGUAUUUGAAUACUGGCAAUUGGUGGUUUUCAGUCAUUUUUCUCAUCCGUACCUUAGACUCCAGUGUCAUGCUUACUCAUUAGAGAUUUCAAAAUAAUUAUUAAAAUUUAAAAAGCAAAAAGAAAAACUUCUGCCAUAGUACUAGUUUUGUUUCUUUACGUAAUCUGCAUUUGGUAUUAGUGCUUGCAAUGGUAUUAAAAUCAGAAGGUGAUUUUUGAAGGCAUAUAUAAUUGAAAAGGAUGCCAUUCUUUUAUUUCAUAUCAAUAAUUUAAAUGUUGAUAUGCURAAGAAAUUUGCACAGCACUAAAGCAUGAGCUAGUUUUCAUCUAAACCUGUAAAAAAUAAAAAUAAAUACAAAUUAAAAAAUAUAAAAGAUUUUAUAUUUUUUCACUGGGGAGGAAUUCUUCCUGGGUGAAAUUACAAAUAUGUGUAGAAUAUAUUUAAUAAAAAUCUUAUAAAAUACAUAACUAUAGAAGUUAAAUAUAGAUUGGCGUGUAGUAUAAUAGAACAAUAUUCCAUAUAAAUAGCUUUAGCCUUUAAAAAACUGAGUCACAGGUUGACAUUGUGUUCUGUACUUAAGUGUCCACAACUCUUACAGAUGUUCUGUGUAAUCGUUUUUCGAAUGAUUGGCAUCAUUCAAAUGUAAACAGGUUAUUUUAUUCAUUGUUACUGCUUUGAUGAAAUGCUUUAUAUGCAGUAGAUUUACAAAAAUAUUGUUCAGACUGAUCAGAAUUCAAUUUGUAUAGAGCAGAGUUUUAAAACAAAUUGUAAAUAGCACUAAACAUUUUCUUUCUGCAACCUGUACUGAUAGACUCUUCUGUAAACUAAAUAAAAUAAUAUUGUAGUGCAUUUCA